Messenger RNA from Brassica napus (rape), 1611 nucleotides. Its product is annotated as probable ubiquitin-conjugating enzyme E2 37. Gene Ontology annotation, cellular component: nucleus. The transcript has 6 exons. Gene Ontology annotation, biological process: DNA damage response; protein polyubiquitination. Gene Ontology annotation, molecular function: ubiquitin conjugating enzyme activity. The record is from RefSeq and is a predicted model, not a curated record. Lineage: Eukaryota; Viridiplantae; Streptophyta; Magnoliopsida; Brassicales; Brassicaceae. The coding region runs from base 206 to 1495 and encodes 429 amino acids.
UCAUCAAAAUAUAUAACUGAUCCGAGCCGUUGAAUCGUGUGAAAUGGAAUCUAUCAUCUAACGAACGGUUCAUAUCAGAGCUCUUAUUUUCAUCAAAUCCCCAAAAUCCAAAAUCUUCCCCGCCACGCCAGUGCCAAAAUCCCAUUUUGCCUAAGAUUCUGAAAAUCGGAAGCGAAAGGAAGCAAAGCAUUCAACUAACUCAACAAUGGCUCAAGCAGCGAGAUUAAGCAUGAGGAUGCAGAAAGAGCUGAAGCUCCUCCUCUCCGAUCCACCUCACGGCGCUUCGUUUCCACACCUCUCCUCCGCCGCUUCUGGCUCCGCCGAUCUCUCAUCUUUCUCCUCAAUCGAUGCUCAGAUGGAAGGACCUGAAGAUACUGUUUACGCUAAUGGAAUCUUCGACGUGAAGAUUCAGAUUCCAGAGAGAUAUCCGUUUCAGCCUCCGAUUGUGUCAUUUGCUACACAGAUCUACCAUCCUAACAUCGAUAACAGUGGCCGAAUUUGCCUCGACAUCUUGAAUCUCCCUCCCAAGGGUGCUUGGCAACCAUCAUUGAACAUCUCUACAGUGCUGACUAGCAUUCGAUUGUUGCUUACUGAACCCAAUCCUGAUGAUGGCUUGAUGUGUGAAGUUAGCAGGGAGUACAAAUACAAUAGACAAGCUUUUGAUUAUAAGGCCCGGGAGAUGACAGAGAAGUAUGCUGUCAAGGUUAACAAGUCUGGUCUUGAUGGAAGCACCACCACCCUCCAAAUUCACGAAACACCUAUCGCACCCGAGAGUCAUGGAGAUGAGAAGGUUUCUGAAUGUGGGACUAGUGUUUCAGCUCGAAAUUGCGAAAAGCCUGAUGGGAUUAAGCCUACGUUAGCAGUGGAAUCUUCGUUGAGCAUGACAUAUAAAGAGAGUCGUGACACUGAUCAACAAAUGGAUGGUAAUGGGAAAAGAAAAGCAGCGAAUGGUUUUUGCGAGGCAAACACAUCUGGUAACAACGGAGGGAGCAGGAAGAAACUAUCUCUUGCCUUGCCUCCUCAAUCUCAAAAGAAAGACUUGUGCGGUGAACAACUCACACAUGAAGUUCCAGCUGCUUGCAAAGAAAACAAGAAGCCACAUUCAAUUGUAAAGAAGCUUUCUCUGGGGUUAAAGAAGCCAUUGGUUAAUGCAGCAUCACUUAAUAACAGCUUGGACUCUUCAAGUGUUCGAUCUGCAAACAGUGACAACAAUAGACUAAGGGGAAAGCUGUCCUUGAGACCUCUUGGAGAGUCACAGUUGAAUGAAGUUAGCAAAGCAGAGGUACUUGCGCAAACUGAAAUGAAUCAGAAUCAAGAUGUGACAAGUUGGGGAGGAGAGUUUGAGAAGUCGGCCUCGGAAGAAGCAACAAUGCCUGAAUCCAUUGUUGUUCUAGACAGCGAAGAAAGUGGAGGAGAAGAGGAAGAAGCAACAGUCUCUUCGAGGUCAAGAUUAUCACUGGCAAGGAGAGGAAGCCUCAAGUGUGGUAAACCUUGAAAAAACUGUUUUGUUUUAUUUGGAUCGAAUCAAGAUUGCAUAUUGAAUAUCAAGCAUAUGAUUUAUUACUUGAAAUACAAAAUGAGUGUGUUAAAAGCCUAGAGAAUUUAUGGCAA